This is a messenger RNA of Tigriopus californicus, 1566 nucleotides long. RefSeq lists its product as uncharacterized. Gene Ontology annotation, molecular function: ligand-gated monoatomic ion channel activity. The transcript is spliced from 3 exons. Lineage: Eukaryota; Metazoa; Arthropoda; Copepoda; Harpacticoida; Harpacticidae. The coding region runs from base 1 to 1083 and encodes 360 amino acids. The record is from RefSeq and is a predicted model, not a curated record. Gene Ontology annotation, cellular component: membrane.
AUGAUAAUCGCGAUAGAGACCAUGGUUUAUCAGGGAAAAUUGCAGGCCGCCAUUCCUGCACUGCAAUUUGGUUACAACAGGGUUUUCUUUGAUAUCUCUUCGUACCUUCUGUUCUCACAAUUGCGAUAUACAGCCAGAGUACCUCAAAAAAAUGUGGCCUUUGGAAAUGUUGUUCGUGGAUUCGACCAAUUGGGUUGGCUAGCAGUUUUCAUCACUUUAGGUUGUUUCGCCCUUACAUUUCAACUCAUUUUCUGGGUGUACAAGUUCAAGAUUAAAAACAAGUCGUUAUACAACAACCCUGGAAAUCCUGUCGAUUUUUUCUUGUUGACUUUCACCACAUUUGUGGAACCAGAUAAAAUUAACUGGUUUCCAACUUGGUCUGCAGGUAAACUUGCAACUCUCUUUUGGUCAGUCUUUGCCCUCCUUGUUGUGAAUUUCUAUACCUCCAAUCUUCGAACGAACUUGAUCGCCCCCAAUUUAGAGCCGGAGAUUAACAGCCACGAGGACGUUAUUCGAUAUGACAAGACUGUACAUGUUGAUCACCUUCUGUCAUUCCUCCUACGACGAACAGUUUCGCCCGCUUUUGAACAAGUCCUUCAUGGAGUGAAAUGGUAUUAUCCAGUUCAGGCCGAGCUACUGGAAAGCCAUGUUAAAACGGCUGUGUUAGAGGACGGAGACGUUUAUUUGGCCACAGCGGAAAACGUCCUCUACACAUAUUUGUUACAGGACACUUUGGGAUUUCCUAACCUUAGGAUAUCGGACGACAGUUUGGUUAACUUUUACAUGUGUGUUCGGCUGACUAAGUUCUCGCCCUAUACUCCGGAUAUCAACAAGUUAUUCACCAAAUAUCAUGAAUUUGGUUUUUAUAAAAGGUUCUUGAACAAGCCCAUCCCAACAAAAGCUUUACCUUCAUUUGAGUUCACCGCCCAAUACCAAUCAUCAGAGAACUUGAGGAUGAGCUUAGAAAUGCUGUGGACCCCCAUUAUCCUUUUGAUAGCCGGAUCAAUGAUUGGUGGGAUAACAUUUCUCAUUGAGACAAUGAUGGUCAAGUUAUGGAAAAACGUGGAUUGCUCCUCCUCCUGAAUGAAAAACCCUAACCAUUUCAACUUAAUGUUUCUUUUGGUACCAACUUUUCUUGAAGUACUCUUAAGUCAGGUGACACCAGCAAAAACUUUAGGGCAAUCUGCGUUUUUAUGUUCGCAAACAUAUUUUAGUUUGAAUGAGGACCAUAUGUCUUGAGUGGAUCCUUUAAUAAAUAAAUAAAUAAGCCAGGAUCGAAUGUAACUUUACACUCACCAACCUAAUGCAGCGCACACCAGCACGAACACCCUCGUUGAUUCCAUUGAAAUAAGACCCCCUGUUUAUGUCAUUGGCUAGAAUUGGUUUAUAAAACUUUACUAUUUUAUCUGAACAUGAAAGCUAUUGAUAGUAUACGUCCCUUUGGACAACAUCCUAUCCUCUGUUUUGGAAUAUUCUGCUCACACCAUGUAAUGUACAUAAUUUUAAGUCACGGCCAUGUCAUAAACUUUGAAAAUAAAGGAAAAGAUGCUAAAAUAAAUGUAAAAC